Sardina pilchardus (European sardine) is the source of this 2052-nucleotide messenger RNA. RefSeq names its product serpin peptidase inhibitor, clade I (neuroserpin), member 1 (gene serpini1). Gene Ontology annotation, biological process: negative regulation of endopeptidase activity. The record is from RefSeq and is a predicted model, not a curated record. Gene Ontology annotation, molecular function: serine-type endopeptidase inhibitor activity. NCBI's taxonomy places the organism in Eukaryota, Metazoa, Chordata, Actinopteri, Clupeiformes, Clupeidae.
AUCCUCGACAAGAUAGCUGUAGCCCCCCUGUGUGGAUGAUGUUGGCUCUCGGACUCCUCCCCCUGCUCCUGCUGCAGGUGUGCGGCGGUCGGGCGAUGGACGUUCCCGAGGAUGUGACCGCCGAGUUCUCCGUCAGACUGUACCACCAGCUGCAGGCGACGGGGGGAGACGAGAACAUCAUCUUCUCCCCCCUGAGCGUGGCGCUGGGCCUGGGCAUGGUGCAGCUGGGGGCCCGGGGAGCCUCCCUGGCCGAGAUCCGACAGGAUGGCUACAGCCACUACAGAGACGACGAGGAGCUGUCCCUCCUGCGGAACCUGACGCAGGCGCUGUCGGCGCGCGAGGAGCAGUACGUGCUGAAGCUGGCCAACUCCCUGUUCCUGCAGCAGGGCGUCCACUUCAACCCGGACUUCCUGCACCUCAUGAAGAAGUACUUCCGGGCCGAGGUGGAGACGGUGGACUUCAGCGAGUCGGCGGCCGUGGCCGAGCGCAUCAACGGCUGGGUGGAGAACCACACAGAGAGUAAGAUCAAGGAGCUGCUGUCGGCGGACGACUUCAGCAGCGUGACGAGGCUGACGCUGGUCAACGCCGUCUACUUCCGUGGCAGCUGGAAGAACCAGUUCCGGCCGGAGAACACGCGCACCUUCUCCUUCAGCAAGGAUGACGGCAGCGAGGUCCAGACCCUCAUGAUGUACCAGCAAGGAGACUUCUACUACGGCGAGUUCAGCGACGGCAGCACGGAGGCUGGCGGCGUGUACCAGGUGCUGGAGAUGCCGUACGAGGGCGAGGACAUGGGCAUGAUGAUCGUGCUGCCCAGGCAGGAGGUGCCCCUGGCCACCCUGGAGCCCAUCAUCAAAGCCCCCCUGCUGGAGGAGUGGGCCAACAACGUCAAGAGGCAGAAGGUGGAGAUCUACCUGCCCAGAUUCAAGGUGGAGCAGAAGAUUGACCUGAGGGACACACUGCAAGAACUGGGCGUCCAGAAAAUAUUCACCAAGGAUGCAGACCUCUCUGGCAUUACCACUGACAUGGCUGAUGGGAAGGAUCUGUUUGUGGGGAAGGCCGUGCAGAAGGCGUACCUGGAGGUGUCUGAGGAGGGGGCCGAGGGUGCUGCCGGGUCAGGCAUGAUUGCGCUCACAAGGAAUCUAGUGCUAUAUCCCCAGGUUAUGGCAGACCAUCCAUUCUUCUUCAUCAUCAGAAGCAGAAAGACAGGCUCCAUUGUUUUCAUGGGGCGGGUGAUGAGCCCUGAGGUCAUUGAAUCCAGCAUCCAGGACUUCGACUCUGUCUAACCUCCCUGCUUUAUCAAACCCAACAUGUUGAUUGUGUUCGUACUGUAAAGAGUCUCAGAGCCUCAAAAGCACUCCACCUCACACAACACACAGUAGUCUGUCUCCCUGUCAUCACUCACCAUGGUUUUAUAACCUUACCACAACACAUACAAUAUACUCUAUAACAUGAUAAACGUGAUGGUGUUUUGAUACGACGAGAUAUAUACCCAAUGGGGGAUGGAGAGUGCUGUAAAUAUGCUGUAUGGACGAGGUGAAGGUCACGGUGACCUUGAGUAGUGAGGGUGCAGGACACGACGUAUCCAUCCAUGGGUUAACCUCCAUCUCUGUGUUUCAGUAGGAGCCUGACAGGCCAGGCACUCACAUACUCUGCUACAACUCAUUUCUUUUCUUGUAUAUUUGCUACUGUGUCAGGUAGAGGACGUAGAUAUUUAUUGUGAAAUUAUUAAAAAAAAAAGAACAGAUGUGAGCAGUAUUCUAAUGAAUCACUUUUUUGAAUCUCUAAUUAAAUUGAAUCUUUUUCUCUCUCUUUCUCUCUCUCUCUUUUCUUCUCUUCAUUUCUUUCCUACCUCCUGAGGUUAUUGCUUUUAGUACAGUUAAACUGAGAUAUAUGCCUUAUGAGUUUCUGAUUGAGCAGAUGUCUGCAGGGUGUACAGGUCAAUAAAGAGGUUAUCAGGCCAAUGUGGCAUUUCAUGUACAGGGAUUUAAAAAAAAGAACUAAGAACACCAGCUGUAUUCACUCUUUUGAGAAAUAAACAUGAAUGUGUAGACA